Molecule: messenger RNA, 773 nt
Organism: Salvelinus sp. IW2-2015
Lineage: Eukaryota; Metazoa; Chordata; Actinopteri; Salmoniformes; Salmonidae
Source: RefSeq, a predicted model, not a curated record
AAUUCAGACCAAUCCAGUCCCAGAGAGAUUAGGAAGCAGAGUGAAUGAGAGAGGGAGAAAGACAAAGGAUAUUGAAUAGGAAGACAACACAUGACAAGAACACAAGAAGACAGUCAAGAAAGGUUCUCAUUUAACUUGUAGUGACUGAUCAACGGCUGAGAGAAAGAGAGAGAGAGAUGGGGGUAACAGCAAUUGUGGGUAUGUGCCUGUUGCUGACUACAGCUCUGGGGCAGAGUGUGGCUCGAAAGACUGGUGGUGGUAGUAUAAAGACUGGUGGUGGUAGUAUAAAGACUGGUGGUGGUAGUAUAAAGACUGGUGGUAGUACAGAGAAAGGUUCACCUGGUAGAGCAGACCAUUUAACUGAUGAUACUAGUAGCCCUGAGAUUGUAAUUGGUCAAACUGUUGAUACUGGUAAUGAUGUAACAGUCGGCGGUCCGACUGGUUACGUGGGCCGUCUGCUGGUAGUACCGAUGGACGGAAGCCACUGGGUGGGGGUUAAGGCCAUCACCGAGGAGAUGGGUCGCCGUGGACACCAGGUUACCGUGGUGAUCCCCGAGGUGAGCAUGCGUCUGGGCCCCAGCAGCAACUGCAGGACUGUGUCAUAUCCUGUCCCCUACGGCCAGGAGACAGUGGACAUGCUGAUGGACAAGCAUAAAGAUAACCUGCGUGCUGCCACACUGCCCCUAGUGGAGCGGAUGACUCAACACAUGGCUAAUAUCCAGAGUGUCAGCUCCUUCAUACUGACUACUGCUGAGAGUCUGCUGUUCAACAUC